Molecule: messenger RNA, 402 nt
Organism: Coccidioides immitis RS
Lineage: Eukaryota; Fungi; Ascomycota; Eurotiomycetes; Onygenales; Onygenaceae
Exons: 3
Coding region: 1-402 (133 amino acids)
Source: RefSeq, a predicted model, not a curated record
AUGGUCUUCAUAAACAGAGAAAAGAAACAAAGAACUGGCUCAUAUAACAAGCUCAUUGUAAUGAUUCCGGUGCGACGGGAGGUUCCAACGAGGCUUCACGAACUUCAAUGUCCGUUCUGGAAUGCCGACCCCGGGGCUGACCAUAGAGCUCAGUCGAAAAUCUGGGAUCGAGCCAAUAAGCUGUGGGACCAUGUUGAGAGGAAUGUCGUGGAUAGUGACGGGAAGCGCGCCGGAGUCCAUCAAAACGAGCUACAGGCAUACUCUUGUGGCACGAAGCCAUGUGGUCUUUGCGCUCGACAGAACAUUCACUUUGUGCCCGAGAGCGUUAUGCAUUUUAAGAGACACACUUAUGACGUCCACGGUCCGCGGUUACGCGGUCUCAGUUGUUGUAAUCCUGGCUGA